GCCGAUCAUUCACCGAGAAUCUUAGCUGAAGAAAUAGCUAUACGAGAUGUUCGCUUUCAAAAGCCAACAUCUGUCAUCUCCAGUGAUCUCCAACAAGAGCCCAUUAUCAUGCUCAAGCAAAUUCUGCAAAAACUUCCAAGGAAGUCACCAAAAGCAGAUUCAUUUGAUUCUUCUGGAAGCAACUCUGGCAAUAGUAAUACCAACUUCGGUGGAGGAAUACAAUUUACCAACACUUGCAAUGUUAUGUCUGCCCGAUUGAAUGUUGUGAAGCGAAUGUCUUCGGCAAUUUUCCCAUCAAAUAACACUACAGGAGUGGAAAUGGUGGAGCCCCAUAUAUCUUUCAAAGAUGUUUCAAAUUCAGAGAAGCAGAACCUGUUCAUAAGCAAGUUAAACUUAUGUUGUUCGGUAUAUGACUUCAGCAACUCUGAUAAGAACUAUGCUGAGAAAGAUCUAAAACGCCAAAUACUGAUAGAACUUCUUGAUUUUGUUGGUUCGGGGUCUGCUAAAUAUACUGAACUUGCCAUCGCUUCAAUGUGCAAAAUGUGUGCAGCUAAUCUGUUCAGGGAUUUCCCACCCAAGUGUCGGUCAUAUUCUGCUCGUGGUGAAACUGAAGAUGAUGAACCCAUGUUUGAUCCUGCUUGGUCACAUUUACAGCUGGUGUAUGACCUACUCCUUCGAUUUAUAAGUUACAAUUCUCUUGAUGUAAAGGUAGCAAAGAAGUAUAUAGACCAUUCUUUUAUAUUGAGAUUGCUCGACUUGUUUGACUCGGAGGAUCCAAGGGAAAGGGAUUGUUUGAAAACCAUUCUACAUCGGGUUUAUGGGAAGUUCAUGGUGCAUAGGCCUUUCAUUCGAAAGUCUGUGAGCAACAUUAUUUACGUCUUUGUUUUUGAAACCGAGAGGCAUAAUGGAAUUGCUGAAUUAUUGGAGGUUUUUGGUAGUGUAAUUACUGGGUUUGCUAUACCAUUAAAAGAAGAGCACAAGAUGUUCCUAUGGAGGGCUCUGAUUCCUCUACACAAACCUAAGUCAGUGGGUACUUAUCAUCAACAGUUAACGUACUGUGUGGUACAGUUUGUAGAAAAAGAGCCAAGGUUGGCCAGUACAGUGGUUAAGGGAUUGUUAAAAUACUGGCCAGUGAGAAGCAGUCAGAAGGAGUUGAUGUUCUUGAGUGAGCUGGAAGAGCUUUUGGAAAAAAUUGAUAUGCCGGAGUUCGAAAAAGUCAUGGUCCCAUUAUUCCGCCGUAUAGGAUGCUGCCUUAAUAGCUCCCAUUUCCAGGUAGCUGAACGAGCGCACUUCUUAUGGAACAACGAUCAUAUCCUCAACCUCAUCAUGCAAAACAGGCAAGUGAUUUUGCCUCUUGUCUUCUCAGCCCUAGAACGCAACACCCAGAACCACUGGAACCCAGCAGUGCUUACCCUGACACAAAACGUGAGGAAAAUAUUCUACGAGAUGGAUGAAGAGCUUGUACUUGCCUGCCAGGGCAAGUUCCAGGAAGAAGAUUCGAAGUUAACUGUGGCGGCUGAAAAGCGGCGGCUAACAUGGGAGCGCCUUGAAACUGCUGCAGCUUUUCAACCCAUUGCUCAUAACAAUCUCUCGGGUCUGGUAAACCCCCCACCAUGUGCUGUCACGUGC
This is a messenger RNA of Thlaspi arvense, 1629 nucleotides long. The record is from the annotation of a GenBank genome assembly. Lineage: Eukaryota; Viridiplantae; Streptophyta; Magnoliopsida; Brassicales; Brassicaceae.